Letharia lupina is the source of this 1707-nucleotide messenger RNA. RefSeq lists its product as uncharacterized. Gene Ontology annotation, biological process: carbohydrate metabolic process; glycosaminoglycan metabolic process. Lineage: Eukaryota; Fungi; Ascomycota; Lecanoromycetes; Lecanorales; Parmeliaceae. Gene Ontology annotation, cellular component: membrane. The coding region runs from base 1 to 1707 and encodes 568 amino acids. The record is from RefSeq and is a predicted model, not a curated record. Gene Ontology annotation, molecular function: beta-N-acetylhexosaminidase activity. The transcript is spliced from 3 exons.
AUGGCCCCCUGGCCACUACCAACACAAUACGAACAAGGGGAAUCAACGUUGUGGCUUUCUCCUCGCCUGCAAUACGUUCAUUACAGCAAAGCUGUUAGCCAGCAAGGCGCCUGGUACGGCGGCUUGGAGAGGCUUCAAUCAUCGGGUUCAUCGCAGUCACCCCAGUCCAAAUCCCUCGAGUACCCUCCAGACCUGCUCCAGAUCGCCUUCGAACGAUUCACUGCGAGAGCUUUCUCUGGGCACUUUGUCCCCUACAAAUUCCACCCCAGAAGAGCUCAAUUCGAGCCUAGCCUGGACGAUCGGAGGACAUUCAUCACGGAGAUCACCAUCGAGGAAACUGUGGACUCUGAUACAGAGAAGCGUCACCCUACGAUUUCCAGGGAGGCGUACUCAAUGCACAUUUCACUCGAUGGCCAUGUACUCAUCAGUACUCUACAUCCCGAAGGAGCGCUAAGAGCACUAGAGACGCUUGUGCAGCUCUUUUAUGCACAUUCGGAGUCCAAAGAAGAGGUUUAUACACCCUACGCACCAGCAUUCAUCAAAGACGUCCCGGUAUUCGAACACAGAGGCCUCAAUCUUGACAUCUGCCGGAAUUGGAUCCCUCCAAGCGAUGUUCUACGCACACUCGAAGCCAUGGCCUUCAACAAAUUGAACAAGCUGCAUCUGCACGCUUCAGACGCUCAAUCAUGGCCCAUCGAGAUCCCCGCUCUCCCUAGCUUAGCGAAAGAGGGCGCCUACCGCGAAGAUCAAAUUUGGUCCGUCAAAGAUCUUGAACAAGUACAGAAGUACGGCCUCUACCACGGUAUAGAAGUGUAUCUCGAGAUAGACUUGCCGGGCCAUACGGCAUCGAUAUACCACUCGCGCCCAGAUCUCAUCACUGCGUACAACAAACCCUGGGCAACAUACGCUAUGGAGCCUCCAGCAGGCCAACUGAAGCUGAAUUCUCUGGACGUUCCUCCGUUCCUGACUACGCUCCUAAACGACCUCCUACGUCGAAGCGCGCCUUUCACUUCGCACUUCCACGUCGGUGGCGACGAAUUGAAUCUCGAAGCCUACAACCUCGACCCAACCGUGCAAUCUUCCUCAAAAAAGGUCAUUCGACCACUCCUCCAACACCUUAUGAACCACAUCAUCUCGCUCGUGCACUCUCACGGUCUGAUCCCUUCAAUAUGGGAAGAUAUGCUGCUUGAAUGGGAGCUCGAGCUGCCCGCGAACACGAUUAUCCAGACGUGGCGGUCCUCAGCCUCCCUUGCCAAAGUCGUCGCGAAAGGCCAUCGUGCCUUGUUCGGCCCUUGUGAGGAAUGGUAUCUUGACUCCGGCUAUGGUACAUUCAUCGAUCCGGAUCCGACAAAUGUUGAUAGUCCUAUCAAACGCCCUUUUCACGACUGGUGCGGUCCGUACAAAAACUGGCGCCAGAUACUCUCUUUCGAUCCAUUUAGAGGCAUCCCGGAAGAGCAUAGGCAUUUGGUUGUAGGCGGAGAGGUUCAUCUGUGGGGGGAGUUGACGGAUAGUGUUAAUCUGGACAACAUGCUCUGGCCUCGAGCAGCGGCCGCAGCCGAAGUUCUAUGGAGGGGCAAGGUGGGCGUAGGGGAGCCAGCUACGAGAAGGCUCGCAGAGAUGAGAGAAAGACUAGUUGCAAGAGGAGUCAGAGCUGGGAUGGUGCAGAUGGAAUGGGGGCUCAGAAACCAGGGUGGUUGUAUCCUGUGA